Hippopotamus amphibius kiboko is the source of this 1911-nucleotide messenger RNA. It is a transcript of the gene QPCT, whose product is annotated as glutaminyl-peptide cyclotransferase. Bases 115 to 1200 code for a protein of 361 amino acids. The record is from RefSeq and is a predicted model, not a curated record. Gene Ontology annotation, molecular function: zinc ion binding; glutaminyl-peptide cyclotransferase activity. The transcript has 7 exons. NCBI's taxonomy places the organism in Eukaryota, Metazoa, Chordata, Mammalia, Artiodactyla, Hippopotamidae.
GGAGGCGGGCGCAGUCAACCCAAGGGUGGAGAAGUGGGAAGCCGAAGGACGCGCGUUCCCGGGCUCGUGACCGCUGGCGGCUCAGGGAACAAGCGCCCAAACAGCCCAGGAGAGAUGGCAGGCGGCGGGGACCGGCGCGUCGUGGACACCCUCCACCUGCUGCUGCUGGUGGCCGCCCUGCCCCUGGCGGCCCGGGGGGUCAGUCGGAGCGCGGCAGACUGGACCCAGGAAAAGAAUUAUCACCAACCAGCCUUUCUGAAUUUAUCAUCUCUUCGGCAAGUUGCGGAAGGCACCAGUAUUUCUGCAAUGUGGCAAAAUGACUUACGACCAUUGCUGAUAGAGCGAUAUCCCGGAUCCCCUGGAAGCUAUGCCGCUCGCCAGCACAUCAUGCAGAGAAUUCAGAGACUUCAAGCUGACUGGGUCUUGGAAGUAGACACCUUCUUGAAUCAGACACCCUAUGGGUACCGGUCUUUCUCAAAUAUUAUCAGCACCCUCAAUCCCACUGCUAAACGACAUUUGGUCCUCGCCUGUCACUAUGACUCCAAGUAUUUUCCUCACUGGGAUGACAGAGUGUUUGUAGGAGCCACUGAUUCAGCUGUGCCAUGCGCGAUGAUGCUGGAACUUGCCCGGGCCUUAGACAAGCAGCUCCUUUCCUUGAAGAAUAUUUCAGACUCGAAGCCAGAUCUCUCACUCCAGCUAAUUUUCUUUGAUGGAGAAGAGGCUUUUCUUCACUGGUCUCCUCAAGAUUCCCUGUAUGGGUCUCGGCACUUAGCUUCCAAGAUGGCAUCAACCCCGCAUCCACCUGGAGCAAGGAACACCAACCAGCUGCAUGGCAUGGAUUUAUUGAUCUUACUGGAUUUAAUCGGAGCUCCAAACCCAACAUUUCCCAACUUUUUCCGAAAUACUGCCAGAUGGUAUGAUAGACUUCAAGCAAUUGAACAUGAACUCCAUACAUUAGGUUUGCUCAAGGAUCACUCUUGGGAGAGGCGGUAUUUCCAGAAUUACGGUUCUGGAGGUGUGAUUCAGGAUGACCAUAUUCCAUUUUUAAGAAAAGGCGUCCCGGUUCUGCAUCUGAUCCCGUCUCCUUUCCCUGAAGUCUGGCACACCAUGGAUGACAACGAAGAGAAUCUGGAUAAAACGGCCACUGACAAUCUCAACAAAAUCCUACAAGUCUUUGUGUUAGAAUACCUUCAUUUGUGAUAUUCUGGUUUAGUUUACGGCAAUUGCAUCUAGUGUCAUAUUCAAAAUCAAGGCACCCUUUAACAUAAUGUGAUUCCAGACAGAUGUCGUGUGGAAACUUCUAUCCCAUAGGUUCACUCUGUAGGUAUCUUGGAAUAUCCUAGAUUUAUGUCACGUCCAAAUUGCUCACUCAUUUUCAUCUAGUGACAAAGAAAGGGAAGUGUAAGAAAAACUGAAGAUAAAUAUCUUUUUUAAACUUUAGAUAAGAAACUGUGAUGCCACAUCAGGUGCAUAUAGUCAGUAUCACAGUUUUCUAAACAAUACUUAAAUAUGAUGGUCAUGUGCAAAGUGUAGCCUUAGUUUUAUGAUUUUCUUAUACCUGGGAAUCUAUUGCAUGUAAUCCAAAACAGAGAUGGCAGUUUGAAAAUUCACACUUUCUUUGAGAAAUCUUUGUAUUGUUUAUUUCAUGGAAAUUAAAUCAGAAUUAAAUGCCAUGUUAUGAAUGUCUUUUUUUUAAAUAUGUGAAUGAAAAAUUGUAUAAAGUACAGCUCAGUUUUUAUGGAGUUUUACAAAUUUAACAUUUUUGUUGUAAAAUAAUAUAGUCAGUACCAAAAUCUAGAAAAUGGAGAAAAGAAAAAAACAACUAUAAUUUCAUUAUGUGAACAGAAUCACCAUUUACUCUAGUUUUUUCUCACAUAUUUUCAAUGUAGUUUUUAUGUCGUUAUAAUCAAA